Messenger RNA from Dendronephthya gigantea, 2079 nucleotides. Its product is annotated as metalloprotease TIKI2-like. Gene Ontology annotation, biological process: negative regulation of Wnt signaling pathway. The transcript has 7 exons. NCBI's taxonomy places the organism in Eukaryota, Metazoa, Cnidaria, Anthozoa, Malacalcyonacea, Nephtheidae. Gene Ontology annotation, cellular component: membrane. Gene Ontology annotation, molecular function: metalloendopeptidase activity. The record is from RefSeq and is a predicted model, not a curated record. The coding region runs from base 101 to 1492 and encodes 463 amino acids.
UUUGACUCGAGAUAUGAUUCAGUCAUAUUGGUUUGGGAAAAUGAUCCGAGUGACCGAGCAUAUGAGCAAUUGACAGGAGUAACUUGUCUUCAUUUGAUCAAUGGUCUUCGACAGGAUGGUACCGGCUUCAUCAGCUCUGCUCUGCGUAACGUUGUCAUUGCUUUUAUUAUUUGCUAAACCUGUGUUGAAUUUGACAUCGAAUGAGGCUGAGAAACCAGUGACGAAACAUUGUUCAAGACACACAAAGGAAGGCGAGAGGAAUUCACACCUUUGGACAUUCGAAAACUAUCCGUCUGUGUACUUAUUUGGUAGCAUACACCGACCAUAUACCUCAGUUUGGCGAAAAAUACCUCGAAAUGUCAAAAGGGCCUUCAAAUCAAGCAGGAAGAUAUAUUUUGAAAUUGGGUUUAGUCCGAAAAAUGUCAUCGCAAUGAUGAAAUGUAAAUCCCUUCCAAACAGACAAACUCUACGGGACGUGUUACCAUCACGAGUUUUUAGGAAGUUGCAAAACUAUUUAAAUUACAUUCAAUCUCAAAUACCUGAGUGGUUGAACGAUAACGAAAUCAAAGCGAGACCCAUAAAUCCGGACGAUGUAUUUGAAAGAAUGACCAGAAAUUGGCAGGAAAAACGACCUAUAUGGAUUCUCUUACAGUUAGCAUCUUUUACGAAAGAAUAUGUACAAUCAUUUGUGAAAGGCAUUCCUUCGUUAGAUUUGUUUAUGUAUUUGAAAGGCGAGAAAGCUGGAAAAAGAAUUGGACACUUGGAAAGCGCCGAAGAGCACUGUGGACUGAAUAAUUUGAAUUCAAGUGAGGUAAUAGUUUAUUUGGACGAACUAUUAACAAAAUAUGAUAUUGAAAAAAAAGAGAAACACAAUAAACCAGAAGAUACUAACGAUUUAUUAUAUCACUACAUCUGCGGAAACCUCAGCGAAUAUGUGUUUUCUUCAAAAGAGAGCAUUAACACCUCUUCUGUGCAAAGGUCACGGUGGCAAACACUGCAAGACUUUGAACAAUCCUUGAAAAAAGAAAUGUUUCUACGGCGAAAUAAACAAAUGGCGAGAAAAAUAAUCAAAGAAAUAAAGUUUGAACGAAAGAGAAAAAAAAGAAGAUUAUUCUUCACAAUUGGGGCAGCUCACCUCGUGGGAAAAAGGAGCAUCAUCGAUCUUUUGGCGUCAAAAGGUUUUAAACCAAGGCAUAUCUUGGCAAAAGACACACUUCCAAGGUCUAGACGAUACAAGAUGAACCCCGAGAAGAGCCAAAAGCAUUUUGAAAACUCAAGAUCCAAUAGUAGAAAGGAGAGCGAAGUGUCAACAUCAUUUCAUCAUCAUCCUACGAACACGUCAACACGUCAACAAACAGAAGUGACAGAAGAAAACGAUGAAAAAUUCUAUCCGAGUUCGUCGGCUGUAAAAAGAUCAUCUUUAUUGAAUGGCAGAUUACAUACAUUUAUCAUCACAAUCUUUUUAUCACCCAUAUUCCAUAUUAACUCAUAAUAUUACACAUUUUCGUUAUAUGUAAAUGUAUGCCUAUAGGCACAGGUAAAUAUUUAUAAACAAGUCCAAGUCCAUUUUUCUUCCACUUGAAUGUUUAACCUCUGAGAAAGAUCGGCUACGACAGAACGACGGAAUGGAAUUUUCUCACAUCUCCGCGCCAAGCCUAGCUAGCAUUACAGCAUGCAGGAACUUGUUUAAAGUGGGGGAGGGUAAAACCAGAACUUAAUGCCAUUUUAAACUCCACGCAAAAUUUUAUUUGUCCAAGGAAAUGGUGAGGAGCUUGGAAAAAACGCCCCCCCCCAACCCCCUUCUCCGCGGUCCAUGUCUCGAUCUGGGGUUUCUAGUUUGUAAACUCUGUAAAAUAUAGGUAAAAUACUUCAAUAAAUUCCUGACAUUCACUGCAUGCAAAUUACCCUUGAACAGGAAAGUUUCUUUUACCUUUACAGCUAAUCAUUUCAGGUUAAAUACACAAAAACGUCACUGCCUAUAUCGAGUCCGAUUUCCUAAGUGAAGAGGAAACUAGCGUAAUAUAUGAAAUGAAUCCCAAAGACAAACACCUUUAUUGAUAUUGCUGGUGAUGACUAGAG